Humulus lupulus (European hop) is the source of this 1743-nucleotide messenger RNA. Its product is annotated as histidinol-phosphate aminotransferase, chloroplastic-like. The record is from RefSeq and is a predicted model, not a curated record. Gene Ontology annotation, molecular function: L-histidinol-phosphate:2-oxoglutarate transaminase activity; pyridoxal phosphate binding. Lineage: Eukaryota; Viridiplantae; Streptophyta; Magnoliopsida; Rosales; Cannabaceae. Bases 281 to 1540 code for a protein of 419 amino acids. Gene Ontology annotation, biological process: L-histidine biosynthetic process. The transcript has 9 exons.
CCAAUUAAAAUCCAAUUGUAUUUGGAUAUGCAAUUUUUUGUAACUGGAAUGGAUUUGAUACUUGAAAAUGGAUUGGUUUAAAGCCUAGACACCAAAAACCUUCCACCUUGCCGCCUGGGCAUCUUCAGAAGUUACAUAAAAGAUUACUUUCCUAAUAAAUAGUGUCAUUUUGUCUUCAGUAACGGCUUUUGGGUCAGUUCACUAGGGUUGAAUAUAUCUUUGUUGGUAGAGACAGUACAGAAUCGCUUGCAUUUCUGGGCUUAUAGUAUCCUAAAUUCUAAUGGGUGUGCUUGAUAUAUAUAGUGCUUCCUCUAAUUGCUUCUUCAGAACCAAUUCGAAUCAAAGACCAAUAGCACCAGGGUCUGCUUUUCUCGGGAACAAGAGCAGGGUCGUUUCCAUGGCGUCCGUACAGCCUGUGGAGCAGCAAGUCAACGACGGCCAACAACAAGUCACUGGAGACUCUUUUAUUCGAUCCCAUUUCAGAAAAUUGUCUCCUUAUCAGCCCAUUUUGCCAUUUGAGGUUUUAUCAUCCCAACUUGGAAGGAAGCCUGAAGAUAUAAUCAAACUAGAUGCAAAUGAAAACCCAUAUGGUCCUCCCCCGGAGGUUUUUGAGGCUUUGGGUUCUUUAAAAUUUCCUUAUAUCUAUCCUGACCCUGAAAGCCGUCGGCUACGUGCUGCUCUUGCUGAGGAUUCGGGCCUUGAAGCUAAUUACAUACUUGUGGGAUGUGGUGCAGAUGAGUUAAUUGAUUUGAUUAUGCGAUGCGUGCUUGAUCCUGGUGACAAGAUUGUAGACUGUCCUCCAACUUUUACCAUGUAUGAAUUUGAUGCUGCAGUUAAUGCUGCAGGUGUCAUCAAAGUUCCGAGGAAAUCUGAUUUUAGCCUGGAUUUGGAACUCAUUAAAGAUGCAGUUGAACGGGAGAAACCCAAAUGCAUAUUUCUAACAUCUCCUAACAAUCCAGAUGGGAGUAUAAUUAGUGAUGAUGAUCUCUUGAAGAUCCUCAAGCUUCCCGUGUUGGUGAUCCUUGAUGAAGCAUACGUUGAGUUUUCCACAAUUGAAUCUAGGAUGCAAUGGGUGAAGAAGCAUGAGAACUUAAUUGUUCUUCGAACAUUCAGCAAAAGAGCUGGUUUAGCUGGAUUACGGGUAGGAUAUGGUGCUUUUCCAUUGAGCAUUAUUCAGUAUCUUUGGAGAGCAAAACAACCCUACAACGUUUCUGUUGCUGCUGAAGUUUCUGCUUGUGCAGCAUUGAAGAAUCCUACCUAUUUAGAGAAUGUGAAAGAUGCUUUGCUAAAAGAACGAGAGAGGCUGUACAACCUUCUCAAAGACGUGCCUUUUCUAAACCCAUUUCCAAGCCAUUCUAAUUUCAUUCUCUGCAAGGUUACACCUGGGAUGGAUGCGAAGAAGCUAAAGGAGGACCUUGCAAAAAUGGGAGUGAUGAUCCGUCAUUACAAUAGCAAAGAACUAAAGGGUUUUGUUCGUGUAUCUGUUGGGAAGCCUGAACACAGUGAUAUUCUGAUGGAAUGCCUCAGACGGUUCUAUUAAUCCCAGUUUAAAGCUUUAAGAUUUGUUUUCUUUUCCUUUUCUCGAAUGAAGAGCCAGAGCCUUCGUUGAAAUUAAACAAUUUGAAUUACUGUUUCAAAAGGGUAAAGAAGUUUUCAUUAAAAUUGAACCAUGUUUGUGGAUGGUUACUGUACUACUACUUUGGUAGAAGUUGGGUUAUAUAUGCUCACAAAUAUUGGUCUCAA